AUGAAGACAGAGAAUCAGCUCAUCAGCUUUGCAGGGCUUGGCUCGCCCCUGGGACUUUCCCAUCGACUUCCCUCCGGCUUCUCUCAUUUGCUUUUCGUCUCCGUCUCGAUUCCACCUCGACCGAUUCGAGCUGAGAUCAGCAAGACGAGGCCAGGGGUGAUGGCUUCGACGUCAAACACAAUCUUGCUUGCUUCAGCCGAGCGGUCGACCAGCUCCGAAGUCGGAGCCGGUGAAUGCAGCGGCUGCGGAGAGACGAUCGCCGGUGUCUGCUACAAGUGCAUCGAGUGCCUCGAUUACAUGAUCUGCUCCACGUGCGAGGCGGACGGCGUCCUCCACACCGGCCACAACGUUCUUCGAGUCGCCGACUCCAUGAGUCGAUUGUCCCAUGACGUCGUGGGAGACGUUCACACGAACGUGCAGUGCGCCUCCUGCCACGGCCCGGUGCGAGGAAGUCGCUACAAAUGCCUCCAAUGCCGGGACUUCGACCUCUGCGCCACGUGCGAGGCCAGCGGGACCAAGCACUCGCAUCACCUCCUCAUCAGACUCCCUUCUCGCAUGCCGGUCGUCCCUCUUACGCCUGACCUGGAUGGCAUAAUCAGCGAAAAACACCCUGGAGUGAAGUGCGAUUCCUGCAGCAAACGAGUGCGCGGAAGACGCUUCAAGUGCCUCGCGUGUCCCGACUUCGACCUCUGCAGCGACUGCGAGCAGUCGGGGGAGCCGCACUUCCAUCAUCCCAUGAUUCGCUUCGCCAGGCCGGGCUCCGUCGCUUUUAAAGCCACGACCGUCCUCCCAGAUGGUCUUCACCACGGAGCGAGUUGCGACGAAUGCGGAGGGAACAUCGCCGGACACCGCUACAAGUGCCUCAAGUGCCAGGAUUGGGACCUCUGCGCGAGAUGCGAGGCCGCUUCCAAGCAUCUCGAUCACCGCGUGGUCAGGAUGCCGUCGAGACGGGAGAAAGGAGUUCAUCCGGCUUUCUCCCCUGCCUCGCCCCCAGAGCAAGUCCGAAUGGAAGCGAUCGGGGUGCCCACCGACUUCCAGCACGUCUCGCACGUCGGCUGGGAUCCCAUCCAGGGCUUCGUCGUCAGCAACUUCCUUCGGAUUCCUCCCGGAUUGAGGGCAGUGAUGGAGAAAGAACUGCAGGGUCACGGAGCGAGCGGACCCCCUCCACCUCCCCGGCUCCCUCUCCCACCUCCCCGGCUCCCUCUCCCACCUCCCCGGCUCUCUCUCCCACCCCACCGGCUCCCUCUCCCACCCCCCCGGCUCCCUCUCCCACCCCACCGGCUCUCUCUCCCACCCCACCGGCUCCCUCUCCCACCCCACCGGCUCCCUCUCCCACCCUGUCGCGACGCUGAUUCGGCUGCCAUGACGAGCGAGGAUCGGACUCCCGGUGCUCCGAACGGUCAGAUGGCUUCUGUCUCUGUCUUGCUGGGCACGAAGCGUGAUCGUCGUAAUUUCUAG
This is a messenger RNA of Darwinula stevensoni, 1458 nucleotides long. Lineage: Eukaryota; Metazoa; Arthropoda; Ostracoda; Podocopida; Darwinulidae. The record is from the annotation of a GenBank genome assembly.